Molecule: messenger RNA, 567 nt
Organism: Ostreococcus lucimarinus CCE9901
Lineage: Eukaryota; Viridiplantae; Chlorophyta; Mamiellophyceae; Mamiellales; Bathycoccaceae
Exons: 1
Biological process (GO): protein O-linked glycosylation
Molecular function (GO): protein binding; protein N-acetylglucosaminyltransferase activity
Source: RefSeq, a predicted model, not a curated record
UCGGCGUCGACGCACGUCGCGCACGCGCGGGCGAUCGCGCAGACGGCGGAACUCGAGGGAGGGAUCCAGGCGUUUUACCUGGGGACGCUGCUCGCGAUCCUCGGCGGCGCCGGGUUCAUCGUCGUGCGACAAGUGCUGAUUCGUCGAGAGUUGGACGACCAAGCGAAGAAAAUGGGUGAGAGAAUACGGGCGGGGAACGCGAGCGCGGAGGAUUACUUCGAGAUGGGGAGCAUUUUGUUGAGGAAGAAGGUGUUCACGCAGGCGGUGAGAAAUUUGCAGGCGGCGGAGGAGAACUGGGACGGAGACGAACAGGACUUGGCGUUGGUGCACAACGCUUUGGGGUUUGGAUACUCCAAUACCGAUAAGAUUGAUGACGCGAUCGUGGAGUUUAAGAAGUCGGUGGCGUUACAGCCUGGCUACGUCACGGCGUGGAACAAUCUCGGCGAGGCGUACGAGAAGAAGAAGGAGCUCAAGGAAGCGAUCAAGUGCUACGAGGAGAGCUUAGUGUUGUCGCCGAACAACCCCACGGCGAGCGAAAGGUUGGAAGAGAUCACGCUUCGAUUGCGC